Messenger RNA from Maniola jurtina (meadow brown), 1772 nucleotides. Its product is annotated as igLON family member 5. NCBI's taxonomy places the organism in Eukaryota, Metazoa, Arthropoda, Insecta, Lepidoptera, Nymphalidae. The transcript is spliced from 12 exons. The coding region runs from base 251 to 1585 and encodes 444 amino acids. Gene Ontology annotation, cellular component: plasma membrane; axon; neuronal cell body. The record is from RefSeq and is a predicted model, not a curated record. Gene Ontology annotation, molecular function: axon guidance receptor activity; protein binding. Gene Ontology annotation, biological process: homophilic cell-cell adhesion; synapse organization.
UACGCGUAAGGUUCUACAACAGACCACACCAAAAUACCGAACAUUUGUGGAAUAUAAAUGAAAAACUAUUAGUGAAAAACACUUGAGUAUAGUGAUUAAAUAGUUACAUACCAUAGUUGGGUUUGUGUGUGUCAAAAAUGACUAUGUGUGAGUGUGAAGGAUUAUAAUUCGAGGCAUCGUGUUUUUGGAGAGGUGCAGAACAACUGAACAGAUGAGGGCGCGUGCGACAAGGACGGGUAGAUGCUGAGCCAUGGAGCCGGGCUGGGUUGUGCUGGCUGCCGCCCUGGUGGCGGUCUUCGCGCAAAAUAAUAGAAAUGACGGCCCAAGGUUCCUGUCGCGAGGGCACUCCUUCAGGACAGUGGUUGGAGACACAUUGCUAUUGCCAUGCCAAGUGCAGAAUUUAGGGUCUCUGGUGCUGCUGUGGAGGCGGGGACCAGCAGUUCUGACAGCUGCCAGCCUCAUGGUGACCAGGGACGAGCGGUUCCGCCUCGUCGAUGGAUACAACCUGCAGAUCACUGAUGUUGGACCACAGGAUGCAGGAGACUAUGUGUGUCAGAUAUCGGAUCGCGUAGCCAGAGACCAGGUCCACACAGUGGAGGUCCUCGUCCCUCCCAGUAUGAGGGCGUCUCCAGAGUCCAGGCACGCGGCUGCGAGGCGAGGUGGUGCUGCUGUGUUGGAGUGUAGGGCUUCAGGCAACCCUGUGCCUACUGUGACUUGGCAUAAACUAAACGACUCUUCACUCCGCCUGGGUGAGGGUCCGCAGCUCCAGCUGUCCCGGCUGGAGCGGCAGCAUAGCGGGAAGUACGCCUGCACUGUCGACAAUGGUGUUGGACCACCCAUUGUGGCCGAGUUCCAGCUGCAAGUUUUAUAUCCUCCGGAAAUAACAGUGGAAAGGUCGUGGGUCCACACUGGAGAGGGAUUCAGGGCUGAACUGCUGUGCACUGUACUUGCUGAUCCUCCUGCUGAGGUAUUAUGGUACCAGAACUCUUUCCCAUUGAGUGCAUCAGAGCGUGUGACGAUGUCAGUAAGAGGGAACAACCACACACUCCUCAUCGCUAACGUUCAACCCGAAGAUUUCGGAAAUUAUACGUGUGUAGCAGACAACAGCCUCGGUCGGGCCCGCCAGCACGUGGAGGUGUCGGGGCGGCCCGGCGCCGCGCGCUUCACGUCGCCGCCGCUGGCGAGGUCGCGGACGGCGUACACGCUGUCCUUCGCCGUGGACAGCUACCCGCCGCUGGACGAGCUGCGCCUGCUGUACCGGCAACUCGCGAUAAACGAGUCAUUCCAGCAGCCUGGCAGAUGGCACGACGUGGUCAUACAGGCACCAGAGCCGGCGGGGUCCUUGACCCAUCGCGUGACGCACGAGCUGCGCGGGCUGGACCCCGGCGCUGUGUACGAGGCCAUCGUCCAGGCCAAGAACAGAUAUGGGUGGAAUGAGGUAAGCGAUAUCUUCCAAUUCCACACACUGGGUGGUACUCAUUCGGUCCACGCGGACGAGUUAUCGCCUAUGUUCGCGUCAGCGGUCAGACAUCGAAUGAUGACGUGUACAGUACUCCUCGCCUUAUGUACCCACCUUCUCGGAUGAUUACAGUUCUACCAGCAUUUUGAAAGUAAAUGACGUUCCAUUCAUUUUAUUUGAAUAUUAAAUAAAUACUUUUUUAAUACAUUGAUGUAAAAAUCUAAGACAAAGCCAGGACGUAUUACGUAUACAGGUGUAACCAGAACUCUAGCAAAAACUUAGCUUUAUUAUUAUACUACCUUAACACAAUCCG